ACUGCUUGCUUCGUUAAUGCUUAAUUUUAGUUUCUGUGUGUACUUUUUAUUCGCAAUUUAAUUGAUAAUACUCUUCAGUGAUGUUUAAUUUAAUAUCGUGUAUAUUUUGGAGUUUUUAACGGGUGGCUGUUGAGAGGCGUUGAGCACUUUAUUAUGUCAUCACCAUCACAUACAACAGAGUAUUCAUAUUUAGGACCAUUAUCAACAUCUACACUUUAUGGGCAUAAUGAAGAUUGGCAGUGGUCACCUGAAGAUCAGUACAAUCAUUAUACUUACCUCACUUCUAGCACCACAAGUCAGGAACCUUUGGACUAUAGUAUUGGUUCAUCCAUGUUCUUUUCGGGAGAGGAAAAUGUAGAUAGCUCAUCGUAUAAAGGAAAGUCUAUGAAUUCUGAUGGUGGCUAUCCUGUUGAUAGUGAGAGACAUGAAGAAAGACCUUCAGAUGAACAAGUAUUUGAAACUUUAGGCCAAACUGUGAAACAAGAUCCUUACCAGUAUGAAGAUUAUGAUGAAAUUCCUCCUCAACCAAAAAAAAGAGGGCGGAAAAAAAAGGAACCUAAUGGCAUCAGCAGUUAUGAAUAUAUCCAUACUCCUGAUGGCGUUAAGUGUAUAAAGCAAGAAAGGAUUACAGAAACAUUUAAGCAAAGAAAAAGAAUGGAUCGAUUUGAUGGAAUGCCUGAGGAAGAAGUAAUGAAAAAAUCUCUUCCUGAUCAUUUAAGUCAUGGCUUAGACAUUGUAAUUAUUGGUAUAAAUCCUGGCUUAAUGGCAGCUUAUAAAGGACAUCAUUAUGCUGGACCUGGAAACCACUUUUGGAAAUGCCUAUUUUUGGCAGGGCUUAUACCAGAACCAAUGAGUGCUGUUGAUGAUUUUAAAUUAAUUUCCCAUGGAAUUGGUUUUACUAACAUUGUUUCUCGACCAACUAAAGGGAGUGCAGAUUUAAGUAGAAAAGAGAUUAGAGAAGGAGCUGAAAUAUUGCUAUCAAAGCUACGAAAAUAUCAACCUAAAAUUGCAGUGUUCAAUGGAAAAAUGAUAUAUGAAGUUUUCUCAGGAAAGAAAAACUUUGAUUUUGGACGUCAGCCUGAUCCUAUUCAAGGGACUGGAAUUUCUGUUUUUGUUAUGCCUUCAUCAAGUGCAAGAUGUGCCCAACUACCUAGAGCUGUAGAUAAAGUUCCAUUUUAUGUAGCACUUAAAAAAUUACGUGAUCAUCUCUGUGGUGCACUUCCUGAUUUAGACUUUUCAGAGGUGUCCUUUCCAGAUGUUAAAUUGAAAGUUGAAGUCAAGGAAGACACUCAUGAUGAAUGCUUUUCUGACUAUCGUAGAAGUGAUGUGAGUGCUACGGUGCACCGAAGCCUUCAAACAUCUGAUUCUGAAUUAAGAAUGAUGAUUCCUGUGCAGCGUGGGAAACGUGGAAGGAAGAGGAAAGCAGACUUGAGUAGGUAUCCUAAUCCUGUUGUGCAUACUGAAGCUGUGUGCUCCCGACCUCGUGGACGAGGCUCUGGAAGGCGUGGCAGAGGUAGAAGGCCUGUUGAACACAGUGGUUACAGUCCAUCAAGUUCAGCGUGGUCUGGAUCAUCAACAGUUACUUCACCUUAUUUUACUUCAGAAUCUACACCUCAGAAUAGUUGGCAACACUGGCAAGAACACCAGAAUGGAAAUGACACAUUUCAAGAACAUUCGCAGACUCAUAAUAUGAGCCCAGUUCAUAAUUACCAAAUGCCACUUUCAGAUCAUGCUGCCAAACAGCCGCAAAAUAAUCAAUAUUAUGGAGGGUAUUCUAGACCUUACAUGGGCUAUUCUCAGGCAGACUGUUCUUAUAUUCCACAGGUAGAUACAUAUGCUAAGGUUAAAGACGAAUGUUAUGAGACAAAUUUUAGUGAGUAUUGAUAUGGCACAUCAGUUUUAAAAAAGUCCUUUCCUAUAAGUGUUACCUGUUCUGGCAAAACAAAAGAAAAAAGAGAUUGCAAAGUGUUCUUGAUUUUAAAAUAUUUGUUUUAUUUUUAUUUUACUUUAUGAGAAAUUUUUGCAUUAAUUUAUUAUACUUUUUUAAUUUACAUUUUAGC
This is a messenger RNA of Stegodyphus dumicola, 2060 nucleotides long. RefSeq names its product Thymine DNA glycosylase (gene Tdg). Lineage: Eukaryota; Metazoa; Arthropoda; Arachnida; Araneae; Eresidae. Gene Ontology annotation, molecular function: pyrimidine-specific mismatch base pair DNA N-glycosylase activity; uracil DNA N-glycosylase activity. Gene Ontology annotation, cellular component: nucleus. Gene Ontology annotation, biological process: base-excision repair, AP site formation. The record is from RefSeq and is a predicted model, not a curated record.